AUGUCGCGAACUUCGUGGAGCAGCACUGGAUCCGAUGCCGAGGUACGACAUCAUUUCGACCAACCCUUCGAUUACGACCCGCGCCUACUCGACGAUCAGGAACAGCUCAGAGAGCAUCGAUUUGGAAGCGAGAGGGAUGGUCAAGUGGACGACGAUGACGAGAACGUCGAUGCGAGCUCGGAAAGACGCACGGAUGUCGACUCGCCAAACGAGUCUUUAGACAGCUUUCAAGGUGCUUUCCAAGACCAAGACGAUGCAGAAACGGACCAGCCGAUGCCUCAAGCGCAAUUCCUCGACGAUCUCGAAGAUCAAUCAAAUCAAGCCAUAUGUCGCAUCUGUCUCGAGUCAGCAUCAAGCGAUGUGUCUGGUGGCGAAUCUCUGGGUCGCCUACUUUCGCCGUGUAGAUGCAAAGGUACCAUGAAGUAUGUCCAUGCCACCUGCCUCGACCAAUGGAGAGCCGCUUCCGCUCGAUCGUCAUCUGCCGUUGCUUGCGACCAGUGCGGGGCUCCGUAUCGCUUCCGCAAGUCCAAGUUCGUCGGUCUCGCUACAUCCCCUACCCUACUCUUCGUCGUCAGCCUUUGCCUCUUCCUCCUUCUUAUCUGGACUGUCGGUGUCACCGCUACCUUCUUCAUGGACAUCUAUGACCGUCCGACCUCAUUUAAGCCGUCAACAGCGUCUCAAAAAUCCGGAUCGAAGAGCUGGUGGCCAUGGCGAGGCUCCCAUUUGGAACAGCACUCCCUCUUCGAUCCUGUGGAAGCGGAUGCAUGGUCCUACCUGGAUGCAGACUACUCUCCUGGAAUCUGGAGCUACAGCAAUCUCAUGUACGAACCGGCAGCGUACGUCAAGCUCAUCAAGGAAGCUGUACGGUCUUUCGCGUCCGGAGAGGCCGUUGAAGCGGUUCGAGAAGUUGUCGGUCUGCAGGAUGCACCCGAAGCAACCCAAAGCAUUGAGCAAGAUCCGCACGAGGGGAAGGGCUUCUGGUCAGCCCUCAAGACCGAAUGGAUGUAUGGCGAUGGUGGUCUCUGGGAAAAGAAAGCAUCACCUCCGCCUGGUGGACCACCACUGGCCCAGGAAACUACCACGCUCGCCGCCACAGGAGCUGGUGCUUCCAAGACAAGGCCUCGACAGAAAUACGAUGCUAGGGCAGCAUCUGACGCCAACGAUCCCAACGCACGCAAGCGUCGUCGCGAGAAGGCAGCGAAAGCAUCGCGCAAACCCACGUCCAGCCAAGCAGAGCCGCAAGGAUGGUUCAACAAGCUCUUGGUUCAGUUCUCUGUCGGAUUCUCGCUCGUCGGAAUUCUUUCCUUCGUCAAUCUCCUCGUCGGCGCGUCCUUCAUCGGACCGAUCAACUUGCACAAUUUUGGACUCGGAAGAUCCUUCGCCCGCAUGACCUCGGGCGGCAGGGGCCGCAACGGCAACCAGGAAGGCGUCAACAUCGCCUCGAUCCUCAUCGUGCUGCUGGUUAUUAUUGGAGUCGUGCGUGCUCUGCACGUGGUGUACAAGCUCGUUCGCAAAGCUGCCAGGAGAGGUUUGAGCAGAUUGGAGGCCGUUAUCGUCGACUGGAACUACGAGGGCGAUGCAGACGUGGUCACAAACGACGUCCUCGCCACAACGCGCGAUGCGAUGGACCACGAUCCGCAGCCUGUGCGCCACAGACGUGCUUUCUUCCUGCUAGGUGACGACUGA
This is a messenger RNA of Pseudozyma hubeiensis SY62, 1686 nucleotides long. RefSeq lists its product as hypothetical. The transcript has a single exon. NCBI's taxonomy places the organism in Eukaryota, Fungi, Basidiomycota, Ustilaginomycetes, Ustilaginales, Ustilaginaceae. Bases 1 to 1686 code for a protein of 561 amino acids. Gene Ontology annotation, molecular function: zinc ion binding. The record is from RefSeq and is a predicted model, not a curated record.